AUGUACUCCUAUACAGCCAAUGUCACUGGCAGUGACGCCUACUGGAGCAAGCGUCGGAGAGAAUUAGAGGCUAUAAUGCAACAGAAAGGUCUUGGCACGGCUUUUUUUACUGUUAGCUUUGCUGACAAUCACUGGUACGACCUCCAUCGUCUCAUGCCCAACGGUGCAGCUGAACCAAAACUUCGCUACCAGAGUACAAAUGCAAAUUUACAUCUAGCAGACUGGUACUUUUCCGAAAAAUUACGUCUUUUUAUGAAGCAUUUUUUCGGUGGUGUCUUGGAUCACGAAUGGUUUUGGUAUCGUUUCGAGUGGCAAUCAAGAACAGCCAUUCAUGCCCACGGUGUUUUAAAGCUCAAAAACGACCCGGGGAUUGCCGACCUAGUGAUUAAAGUCUAUGCUGGCCGACUUAUGGCGCAAAAACUAGCUGAUCCACAGUACACAGCAAACCUUAGCGAACAAGACGUCCUAGAAAAGCAAGAUCUGGUUGAAGCCGGCAUCCUUGCAGAACUCAAGGUUCUAAAGUAUGCCGAUACUCUGUUGUGUGCCUGUAAUACUCGGUCUGAUCCAGUCAACCCGUUCAAUGCUGAAGUACCAGUUCCCCAUCCGUGUUCAAGCAAUGUCUCGUCAAUUUUGAACGAUGGAGCAGCCAUGGACGACUUUUACGAAAGAUUGGCAAACUGUGUUCAACGUCACGUCUGUCGACCAGACGGUUACUUUAAAUCGAAGGAUGGCAAAUGUCGUUUUCACUUUCCUUUUGAUCUAGUUAGUGAAUCGAGAAUAGUUUUUGAAAAAAUCGGAAACACAGACUCUGUUCGUGCUAAAAUUGUUCUCAAAAGAAACGACAAGUUCAUGAAUGUCCACAACAGAUCAAUGUUGGAACAUUGGUGUGCCAAUGUAGAUCUUCAGCUCAUUCUUGAUCAUCACGCUGCAAUGAACUACAUGGUCAAAUAUGCCAGCAAACAAGAGCGAUCUGGAAACACUUUACAGCAAGUGAUCAAAACGAUUAUCAACAAAGCUGAUGUCACCGACAAUGCUGGCUCCGCAUUUCGCUCCUCAAUAAUUCGUUCCAUUGGCCAUCGUGACAUCGGGAAAGGUGAAGCGUCGCGCAUUUUGUCUUCCGGCCACCACUGUGAAUCAUCCUUCAAUUACGUCAACGUUUCUUUGGACCUGACUGUUAACGAAGUCUACAGAAAUCCAACGACUGGUGAGUUGGAAACUCGACCAACUCUGCUUACCUACUUUGCCAAACGUCAUGUCUACAUUGAACAAAACACCUACCCCAAUUGGAAUCUUGAUCAACCCAAUUUUAUGGAGUUUUGUCGUCACUUCACUGUCGUCAAAGGGAAUCUUAGAAAUAACCCCAAUCCGGACUUGACCAUUGUUUUGACAUUCCCGGUGCAUCGAAAUUCUCCUACGUCAGCUACCUACCAUCUGUUCUGCCGAUAUUCGCUAAUCAAGUUUUUCCCAUGGACGGAAUCAUCUAUUCCAAUCCUUUUGGAUGACAACCUUGUCGUACGCCAAUGGCAAGACUUUCGAUUGACUGCAGCUCAGGAACUGCGCCAAUAUUUCAACUUAGACGAAGAAUUACAAAGUCGAUUAGAUCAGGCAGCUGAUGACCUCCAGGAAGAAGACAACAUUGAAAACGACAACUUUAAUCAACUUGAAUGGCAGCAAGCGGUCGGUAUGCGACCUGCUGGCGUGUGCAUUGGCACAGAGCGUUCUGAUCUACCUGUGAUUGACCGUUCUUUCCCUUGGCUGACUAGUCUUCAGCUUCAUUACACUCCACAUGAAUUGGCCUGUGGAAGCACUUGGGUGGUUAAUCAUCUAACCAACGGAAGAGAUCUCGGCACUGAUUCUACAGAUUUACCGUUUGUCAGUCCCAGUCAACUGAAUCGUUCACAACGAAUGUGGUUCGAUAUGGUUGUUGAGGCUCUGCAAUCUCGGAAACAGUUGUUAUUGAUCGUCAAUGGCACAGCUGGUACUGGCAAAACCUUCACUAUUUCAGCAAUUUCCAGUGCUGUCCCUAAAGAACAUAUCGUCCGUUCGGCCUACACCGCGAAAGCUGCCCAUCUCAUCCGCGGUGAAACUUUGCACAAGAUAUUUCAAAUUCCAGUAGAAAAAGGUCAAGGCACAAAGUUUGGCCCUCUUAAUGGAGCGAAAUUGGCAGCUCUUCAAGAGAAAUUUCGUCAUGUUAAAAUUAUCAUAAUUGACGAAUAUUCAAUGUUGAGCUUGACCAUGCUUGGAAAAAUUGACGCUCGUCUUCGUGAAGCCAAAGGCAACAACCUUUUUUGUGGUGGGCUGACUGUUAUUUUGGUUGGAGAUCCAGCUCAGCUUCCUCCUGUGGCUGCUCCUUCCCUCUAUUCCCAAUCAACAGCACCGUUUGCCAACGAGGGUCGGGCCGCUUACUUGGCUUUCCAAUCCGUCAUCAAGUUGACAGAAGUUCGACGACAACAAGUAGAAGAUGGCGACAUUGACCAGCAAACAUUCCUGGACACACUCAACUCUUUGAGAGAGGGAAACUGUUCCAUAGACCAGUGGAAAUUCCUUCAAGCAAGGAAUCCGGAAGCCAUUGCCAACUUUGGCACUGAUUUUGAAGAUGCGACCUACUUGUUUGCCACCAACGAAGCUGUAAAUCGCAGGAAUUACUUUAAAUUACCACAACUUCAAAUGCCAAUCACCCUACUACGGUCGGAAAAUGUGCCUUCAAGUGGCAAGUCAAAGCCAUCUGAUCAGUUUCGAGGGCUUGAAGUUGAACUGUACCUUGCGAUUGGAGCCCAAGUAACGUUAACAUCCAACAUCAACACGGAUGUGGGUCUCACUAAUGGUGCCAGAGAUGGCCUGAUUAUACCGGUCCUCAAUUCUUCUCUACAACCAUGAAUAACGGCAUUUCAACUCACAACUGUAUACCAAUCCCGGCCAUAUCCAUACGGUCUGAUGACACGAGAGCCGUCCGGAUUCAGUUUCCCCUUCGCCUGGCUUA
Molecule: messenger RNA, 2980 nt
Organism: Daphnia pulex (common water flea)
Lineage: Eukaryota; Metazoa; Arthropoda; Branchiopoda; Diplostraca; Daphniidae
Exons: 2
Coding region: 1-2877 (958 amino acids)
Biological process (GO): telomere maintenance; DNA repair
Molecular function (GO): DNA helicase activity
Source: RefSeq, a predicted model, not a curated record